GUCGGCCAUUUUGUGUGCGCCGGAUGAGACUACGAGAUGCUUACCAAGAUCGAAGCGAUUACCCUCCAUCGGUCGCAAGCCAUUAUACGAGUCUGUUUAGACGGUAACCGCACAUUUUGUACGCACAAUUCUAUAACAUGACGCGAAACACAACGAAAAUAGCAUAAUAGAAAGACACGAAUCGUUAAAAUGCACAGAGCGUUCCCUGAACGAAAUGCUCAAUAAGAGAGGCACACAACAAUAUGGCGUCUGACGGCGGUCGGCUACGAGAAUUCGCUGUUUAGUGGGUGCACCUAGAACGAGCCGAUUGAGAGUGAGCGCCUAACAGCAAAACAAAACAAAAACUCUUCUUCACGUCUGACAAUAACAGAGCCACAGUGUGACCAACAUAACUAAAUGUAAACAAUGCUGAACACUUUUAUUUCCCGGGUAUAUUUAAAAUUGAUAAUAUUAACAUAGAUUAGGUAUUAGGUUAUGUAAAUAAAUUUUAAUCUAUAAUUUAUAUAAAAAAAAACAACAAAUAAUUAUUUAGGUACUAUUAUUUUAUUAACUUUUAAAUUUUUGAAUAUUAGUAUUUUAUAAUAAAUUAUUUGUUUUAAUAUUAUAUUAUAUACAGUGUUCUGUUUGAUUUAUUAAUGUUUCUUAUCAUACUUUAAAACUUUAUAUUUGUAUAUAACUUAUUAUUUUAUUACAGAAAUGAUUAGGUUAAAAGUACCUAUAAUACCCAACGAAAGUAUACUCAACAAUUUAUUAGAGAAAAAUAUUUGUACAGUAAAUGAUUUUCUUCAAAAAAAAACUUCUGAUUUACAGAACAUAUGCAAUUUACAAUGCAAGGUAAUAUAAAUUAAUAAAACGUGUUUUGAACGAUUAACUUACAUUGUGUUUAAGAUUACUAUUUAGUUCUAUACUACAACUAUUAUUUUCUACAGGUGCUCGUGCAUAUCGUUUACAAGUUAUAGUUGUAGAUUUUGGUGAUGAAAAUUAUUUAAUUAUUAAUAGGUGUUUGUAUAUCCAAAUGUUUAAUAUCUAUUCUAUAGACUAUUGGUGUAUAAAUUAGUUGACCAACCACCUUAAUUAUCCUGGACAAUAACUUGAUAUAUUAUCAAUAUGUGUUUAAUCUGAAUUUUACAAACCCAUAGUAAAAAUAUAACAUAAUUUUAAAAUUGUAUUUAAAAAAAAAAUUACUUAGAUAAACCUUAAUUAUUCAAGCAUAAUUAAAAAAGUGUUUAAUUUUUAAGGAAAAUAUAGGUAAUUAGCAAUCAAUUACCUAAAAUUAAAAUUUUUAGAGUAUUAAGGUUUUUAAGUAUUUUUUUUUUUUUUAAAUUUUAAGUUGUCACUAAUGAAUGAGUAAAAAAAAAAAGAUAAUAAUGUAGGAAACAAAACAUGUUAAAAUAUAUGUACGUUCUCGUAUUUUCAGACAUGUAUAAUAAUAUAGUAGGUACUAACGUUUAUCAUUUUCAUACCCAGCUUUUAAUUUUUAUUAUAUAUUAUUCUAACAUUUAUACACAUUUAUACUCUAAGUUAGAAAUGUACCUUAAAAAUAAAUCAUAACAUUCAUAAUACAAAUUAUAAACACUAAUAUUUAACCAAACGACAAAAAUAAAAUAUUGCUAUUAUCUUCUUCUUGUUUGUUUACCUAUUACAGUCACUAAUUCUUAUUACAUUUUUUAUUAUAAAACUAAUAUUAUGCGAGUAUACAAUUAUAAAUAACUAUUUUCCAUUGAUUUGUUAAAUCUUAUUCGCAUAGAAAUAUAAACUUUUAUUUAUGUACAUUUAAAUUGUAUUAACAAUUAUAUUUAUUUAGGUAAGUAUUAAGUAGUAAAAUAUAAAUUUUAUCAAAAUGCUAUAAAUACAAACUCAUUAAUUUUAAAUAAACUAAUUAUUCUUGCAAUACCUAAUGUAUGAACAAAAUAUAAUGCUGACUACUUGAUUGCAUAUUAAUUAUAAUUAAUUUAUUGGAGUUUUUAAAGUUUACAUAUACCCAACAUGUUUUGGAUUCUAAAAUUACAAACUAUUGAAAUAUUUUAUAGUCAACCAAGUAUGUUUAAAUAUAUUUGGAAGCAUUAUUUCAUAUACAUAUAUAAUAAAUAUGAUCCAAUUGUCAUCAUAUUUUUAAAUAAAUGUUUAUUUUAUUAAUUGUUUAAUAUAACUAUAAAUACAACUUACAUUUAAUUAUUUUUUAGCAAAUAACGAAACUUAAAGAUGAUAUUAUAGUGGAGUGUUCAUCACCAUUUAUUAAUGGUUAUACAAUUUACAUAGAUAGAUCUUCAUCAAAUAUUAUUCAAACUGGGAUUCUUAAGUAAAAUAAAAAUGUAUGUAGCUGCCAACAUAAGUUUUAUAAAAGAAAUGUUUGAUUCUAGGUUAGACAAUCUACUUGGUGGAGGGUUAUUUACCAGACAAAUUUAUGAAUUUUGUGGCCCAUCUGCUUGUGGAAAAACACAAUUAACUUAUAGUAUAUUAUUAAAUAUUAUAAUAUCUACAAAAGAAGAUAUAAUCUAUAUAGAUACUAAAAAUAAAUUUUCAGUAACCAGAAUUAAACAAAUCUUGAAAAAAAAAUAUGAAUUUACUAAUCAAGAAGUAAGAUAGAAAAUGAUUUAAAUGUAUUUACUUAAAUACUCAACAAUUAUUAUAAUAUUAAUUUUUUUUUUCAGAUUAAUUCAAUUUUAAGAAAAGUUCAUGUGUAUUCAGUUUUUGAUCUUUACAGUUUAAUAACUUGCUUAUAUAGUCUAAAAGAAAAAUCCAAACCAGUUAUAUUCAUAGACUCAUUACCAGCACUAUAUCUAUCAUUUGUAUGUGUUAACAAUAAUGAUGGUAAAUUAAAUAAUUGUAGUGAAUUAAAUUGGUUUUAAUUUAGAUUUGUUUUCAGGUUUAUGUUACAUGAAUCAUAUAUGUUCAGUUUUGAAAUAUUUAAGUAAACAAAAUGCAACAAUUAUAGUUACAAAUUUAGCUAUUAAACAUAGUAAUUUUACAAAGAAAAGAAAUGCAAAUUCAAUCAACCAAGAACAAUUUGAUUUUAAGCCAACUAUAGGAAAAUAUUGGAUCCAUAUACCUAAUACCAGAUUGAUGUUAACAACAGAGAUAAAUAGGGAACAAAAAAUGUGUAUUACCAUUGGAAAAAGUGUGCACAUCCCUAUAAAUGAAAAAUGUAUUUUAAAUAUUGAUGAUUGUGGAGUUUUAUAAAUAUACAAAUAUUAUAAAAAUAGUUACAUUUUUUUAAAAUAUUAAAAACAAAUAUAAUUGAACAAAAACAUCAUAUUAUAUAAUAUAGAAUUGUAGUACUUAAUAUAUUAUAAUAAACUAUAGAAUCAAUGAGGAAUCAUAACCUUAUUCAGUCAAUAAACUUUUUAUAGCUUAUAAUUUAAUUAUUUUUUACAAAAAACAAAAAAAAAAUUUUAACAUAUGAAAAAUAAAAAGAAUUCAUUAAGGUAAACAAAACAAAAAGUUUUUAAUAUAACUUGCUCAAAACAUUAACUUAUUUAAUUACAUUGAGCAUCAGAAGUAGUACCAUUUGUCAAGCAUGGACAGAAUCUAAUUUUUUUAGUUACAUUUUCUUUACUAAAAGGCAUGUUGCUUGAAUUUAAAUCAUUGGAAAAUUCAGCAAUAAGAUUAUUAACUUUCUGUUUCAUUAAAAUAUCUUUUUCAAACCAACUAUGUUUUAAUACUUUAUCAAAAUCAAAUCUCUUUAUAAAAUCAACUAUUAAUAAUUGUUUGAUUAUGUCUUGUGCGCCAUUAGAAAUAUUGGUUAUAUUAUAUGAUCCUUUGCUGAUUUUUGCUUCUAUAUUAUCACCAACAAAAGGUUUAAAACCACUCAAAC
Messenger RNA from Cinara cedri, 3814 nucleotides. The record is from the annotation of a GenBank genome assembly. NCBI's taxonomy places the organism in Eukaryota, Metazoa, Arthropoda, Insecta, Hemiptera, Aphididae.